This is a messenger RNA of Mytilus californianus (California mussel), 3677 nucleotides long. RefSeq lists its product as uncharacterized. Lineage: Eukaryota; Metazoa; Mollusca; Bivalvia; Mytilida; Mytilidae. The coding region runs from base 602 to 2380 and encodes 592 amino acids. The record is from RefSeq and is a predicted model, not a curated record. Gene Ontology annotation, molecular function: zinc ion binding. The transcript is spliced from 6 exons.
UUUCACAUAUUUAUUGUAAGAUAGAAUUCUUAAAAUUCGUUUCACAUUUUGUCAUAAAGCUGACUAUAUAGUAUAUAUUUUGCUCAUUGUAAAAGGCUGAAAUCUGCUUUAUUGUUCGAUUCUGUAGAAAAAGUUACUCAUCGGUAAUCAUUCCAACAAAUUUUUCUCAGCAGCAAAAAUGAAAAAGCUCAUUGUAUAUAGUAUUUACCUUUAGGGUAUUGCAGACGUCAAAAAAUGCCUGUCAUCCAACAAUAACGCAAUUGAAAAAUGUGAAACCACAGUAAAAGAAAGUACAGAUAAAAUUUUGGAAAACAUUGAUAUGCUUAAGGCUAAUCAAGCGUCAAAUAACUUUGAAACGACUGAGCGGCUGAACAAGAUAGAGCAAAUGUUACAUGAAUUCGAUAGUACUGCCUUUUCUGAAAAGUAUGAAAAAUCUUCAGACUUAUUAAAAGGAGGAGAGGAAUGUCUUGUACUCUGGCAACUUGCAACUCCAGAAAACUGGAAUGCAGUGGAAAUUGACCAGAUGCUGACAAUGUUUGUAGAUCGAUUUAAAGAUCUCUAAGUGAAGAUUAAAUUCGUACGGAGAGGGUCAUUACUGAUAAUGACCACUGUUCCCGCCAAAGUUGCAAACGAUUCAACAGACUUUCAUUCUGCUGUGAAAGCCUUUUUAACAAGAAUGGUCGAAGUUUGCCAAAUUGAUACAACUGUACCCUGUAAUGUUGAAGUUACGUUGCAUAUACUCAACAGUAAUGAAUUGAACGUGACCUACAGUUUAUCAAACAAACCUACAGAACAUAAAUUUGUUCAAACAGAAGUCGAAGACCCUUCUACAACCCCUUACCUACCAGACUUUGAUGAUGGGUCACCUAUGUAUGGCGAUGAUACCAUAUUUUGUUGCAGUUGUCUUCAAAGCAACAAACAAGUUGUAAUACAAUCAUAUUGUCUCGAUUGUUCAGAACCGAUAUGUGAGAAAUGCGGAAGUCUACAUGCAACAUUCGCUCAGCCUCAUACUAUCACUUCUAAAGUAAAUGAAGAUAUUGUAUAUCAGUCAUCGUUAACAGUUUCAAAGUUUUGUUCAGUUCAUAAAAAUCAAGUAACCAACAGUUUUUGUACUCAACACGAUGCUCUGUUGUGUGAUACAUGUGCAAUAGAUGGUCAUAAUAGCUGUAUGUCCGUCCUGUCAAUUCAAAAAGCUGCAGAAAAUGUAGCAGAGGGAGCAAUCAUGAGUGAUCUAGAGUAUAGAUUGCACAACCUUGGAAUUGUAAUUGAAUCGUUGAUAACCACAGAGGAAAAAAAUAUAUUACAUGUAAAUGCAGAGAAAGAUAAAGUUCACAAAGAAGUGAAUAGCAUCAAACAAAGAAUAUGUUUACAUCUCGAUAGACUUGAAAGAGAAUUUGCCGAUAGGUUAACUGAUGUAGCAGAAAGAAGCAAGUUAAGCCAUAAGUAUUAUUUACCGUCAAAGCUACGUAUCACAAAAACAUUGCAAAAUGACAUGGAAUCAACAAACACAUUCGAAUCUGAGUCGGACAUUUUCAAAGCACUGAAGAUUUUAGAUGGAAACGUGUGUAGGCAGGAAUCGGCAAUUCGAAAUUUUCUAAAAGAUGUGCAGUUUAGACGUCUUGAAUUUAACCCACUAGAAAUGGAAACUAUUGAAAUAUUUUUACCAAAACUGGGAAGUUUAACAGUUUCAAACACCCCAAUAACGUCGUUAGAUGUUCGAGGUCAAUUGCAUUUGGUUGGAAAAAGGGGAGGGAACAUUCUUUUUCUAGACUCUUUCAAAUCUGACGAUAUUGGAUGUUCAGUGGGUUCGGGAUGCUUUAUAACCGAAAGCAAACUAUUAUUUACAAAUUUUGAGGGUAAGUAUAGUCUUCAUAUAUGCGACAGGCAUGGAUUGAGAUGCACAAUGAUUAAGCUUGAUGGUGUCCCAUUGGAUGUUGCGACAUACAAUUCAACCCUUGUACUAGUAACUAUUCGUAACAGAGGUAUACGGAUUAUUAAUGUCGACACUAAUAUGUGUGGACGAUAUAUUUAUCUUGGAAUUUUUUUGGCAAUACAGUGUGAAAAUAGAAAUAUUUGGACCAGUACUAGUGAAGCAACAAUUUACAGAAUUGAUAUUGAGGGACACCUUCUGCAGAGUUUUAAUGUAGGCUUUGUUGCUAGACAAAUUGCUUUGAACAUUACCGGGGAACACGUGUUUUAUUCGCCUUUAACUUCAGAUAAAAUAUUCACCUUGUCAACAGACGGACAACAAGCGCUCUUUUAUACUUGUCCAGAAAAAACUACUGUUCAUGGGCUAGCAGUUGAUUGCAACGGCAAUGUGCUAAUUGCGGAUAAAAUUCAAAUUGUAUUUGUAGCAUAUCGCAAGAUGGAAAGAAUAUAGAAACUAUUCUCAGUAUAGAUGAUGGUAUAUCGAAACCCGACCACAUUCAAUUGAAUAGUAAGACCAAUGAAUUGCUGGUGCUUAGUGUAAUGAAAGGAUCUAUUCAGAUAUUCAAACUGAUUUAAAACUUCGUGGGAAAACGUUGUUCGAUUGAAAAUAUUAAUUGACGCAGGAACUUAAUGAGUUUAUUUGAUUAUAACCUAUCAAGAGUCUUUAAAUAACCUAGACUACGCUGAUUACACGGCGUAAAUGAACCUCAUUAUAUAUAUGAGAACCACACAGACGUAAUUAUAUUUGAAUAGAAACUAAAUCAACAUUCGUAUUCAUCUAAUUGAGAUGUCACAGAUUAUAUGUCUGAUAGCUGUGAAUAGUGUAUUAUUGUACAUAGGUAUGGUUCAGGGGCUUUGCAAAUUUUGACAUAAAUUAAUGGGUUUUUUUUCUAUUGUAAUCGUAUUUCUGUACCCAAAUUAGUAUGUGAAGCUCUCCUACUUCUCGUACCAGAACAUUGACUUAAAAUAAACCGAGUAAGAACACUGAUAACCGUCUGUUCCUUGAUUUAGAUAUGUAUAUAAGUUAAAUAAUUACAACAAAAGAAGCGAAUUUUUUUUUAAUGAUGCGUCUGUGCUACCGUCUUAUGCAUGUGUAAUUGUGUGUAUGUUUCCAAGCUCGUUCGCUACGCCCGUGUCUAAAUGACGUUUAACAUUGUAUAUAGAUAAAUCUGCGCAUAACUGAAAAUAAUCAAGUCAGCGAAUUGGUACCACAAAUUACGUAAACCCUUUAGGUGAUUUUUAAAAAUACAGAUGUAGAUUGUAUAUUUUGUUACAAUGAUGUUUUCUUAAAGCGCGGUAAUUAAAAUACGACACAUAUAAACUCAUUAGUUCUUGGAAUAAACAUUUUCUUUCAGGUUAUUAAUUCAACCUUGUAGAUAUUUGCAUGUUGUAUUUAUUGUCACUAACUUUUAUUUCAGCAGUUUAACACACAACUUAACAUGUAUAGCCAUCAAGUUUUUAACACUGAUGAUACUAUAUCAAGGCGUUUCUUAUGCUGUGCUUGGCACAAGAUCAUUCUUUCCUCGGACUGCUAAUGACAGAAAACACAUAGGCGGAGUACUGGUUGAUAAUUAAGUCUUUGAAUACAUACAAGCACACUCACACACACACACUUUGAUAACGUGACUGCUUUAAACCAGGAGCCUAAGAUCCAAUGGUUGUCGCGGGUUGCCGUUUAUCAUAAUAGUUUGUCGUUUAUUUGUGUAGUAUAAUUUUGUCGUCCCGUGCAUUUGCAAUUGUCUAUAUAU